Molecule: messenger RNA, 1368 nt
Organism: Naegleria gruberi
Lineage: Eukaryota; Heterolobosea; Eutetramitea; Acrasida; Naegleriidae
Exons: 5
Coding region: 1-1368 (455 amino acids)
Molecular function (GO): hydrolase activity
Source: RefSeq, a predicted model, not a curated record
AUGGAUAUUUUGGGAUUGAAUUUAAUAGUAUUGAUUGUUUCAAUUCAUUCGUUUUAUAUUUCUUUGAAGAGUCCUACUUUUUGUAAGGAAGUUGUGCAUUUGGAUUUGACAGCCAAUAGAGAGGAUUGUGGCGAUCAAGUUAAGGAGUUGGAAUCAAAAAUUGAGAUACAUCAAGAUGAAAGCAAAAUUUUAAGAGUUUUCCAAUUGACUGAUGUACAUUUGGGACCAUUCAUGUCCAAACAAAAACUCUUUACCUUAUGUGAAAAAAUUGCCAAGGAUCCAAGAAUUGAUCUUGUACUGAUUACUGGAGAUAUGGAAACAUUUGACUGUGCAGAAGAUAUGAAUGGAUUGAAGGAAGCUCUUACACCUCUAAAGGAAAUUUCAAAUAGAGUUGUGGCAUGUUUGGGAAAUCACGAUUAUGAGGUUUAUGAAAAGGUUAAGGAAGCAUACAGAGAGAAUAACAUUCCUUUACUGGAAGAUGAGGAAAUGCUUGUCACCAUUCCUCGUUGGUCAAAACUAUUGAACAAGACAGUUCAGGUUCAAGUGGUUGGUUCUCUCUUCUCUUACAAUCACGAUCAGGCAGCCAACAUGACAGAUGCUUUAUUCAAAAAGUAUCCAAGAAAGGCAGCCGAUGUAAAGAGAAUAUUCCUCAUUCACAACCCAGCCAUGUUAUCUUGCAUUCCUUUGGCUGAUUCUUGUGAUAUUGUAUUUUCUGGACAUCUUCAUGGAGGUCAGAUCAGAGUGGGUUGGAAGAGAAGAUGGACAAUUGUAAAGUUUGCUCAAAAAUUGCUUAAAUUACUGGGAAGAGAAAAGAGAUUCUUCAGAGUGCCAUUCCCAGAUCAAGGCCUUUAUGGAAGAGGUAUGAUACGGUUGUAUAGUCAUAGAGGAACUGGUCAUUAUGGUUUUCCAUUUGUUGUCCAAAGUGAAAUUAAAUCUGAGAAGAAUGAUGAAAAGUGCUCAGCCUCUCUUGUGUCUGAUUUGAUGCUCACCUAUUCAAUUCUAUUGAUUAUUUCUGCUGUUGGUGCAGUUUGUCAUUUCCUUGCUGCCAGUACUGACCAAUGCUUAUUCCACUUGAGUGAAUCUUCUACUCCAAACAAAGCAAAACCAUGCUAUUCCCUCUCACAGUGUUGCUUCUCUGUUAUUGGAGUUGCUGCUAUUGGAGUUUUGAUUGCCAUGACUGUCUAUCUCUAUAAGGAUUCAUGUAAGGAUUUGAGAGGGACAAUGUAUCAACUUGCAAGUCCCUAUGUGAUUACUCAAUAUGUUGCAUUUUUCAUUUUCAAUUUGUGUUCUGUCUGUAUCAUGUCAUGCAUUCAAUGUUGUGGUAUUUUUGGAGUUACAAUGUCUGACAGUAGAUUUGAAAAGGUUUAA